AUGGAGGAUUUUCUAAAACAGAUUUCCCACGGAUACGUAAGAUUCCAAUAUACUCCGAUUGAAAAGAGUUUUGACAGAAUAUACUCUUUCCUUCCAUAUUUUGAUUCUACACUGGUUGUGCAUAGAAAGCCUGGGACUGUGCCUCCAUUUAAGCUGUUGAGGAUGUGCAGAGGCCGAGUAAAAAUCGUUGUGACAGAAGAGCCAUUUCAGGUGAUUGUUGACCAUCUGGGAAACUUCAACAUGUUUAUAUUGCUGGAUUUUGAAUUUAAUGACUUUGAGCACGAAUUCCUAAGGCAGGCUUGCAUAGCCAACAGGAAGUCUAUCUUCUUGUUUUCAGGUGCACAAAAAGACCACACGAUAGAGGGCCAAAGCUAUCAGACUGUAAAGCUCGAUCUCGACUUGUUCGACUCACCAGUUGGUCUAUGA
Messenger RNA from Encephalitozoon intestinalis ATCC 50506, 426 nucleotides. RefSeq lists its product as uncharacterized. The transcript has a single exon. The record is from RefSeq and is a predicted model, not a curated record. NCBI's taxonomy places the organism in Eukaryota, Fungi, Microsporidia, Unikaryonidae. Bases 1 to 426 code for a protein of 141 amino acids.